Messenger RNA from Emys orbicularis (European pond turtle), 1302 nucleotides. RefSeq names its product glucagon receptor-like. Gene Ontology annotation, cellular component: plasma membrane. The transcript is spliced from 13 exons. Gene Ontology annotation, molecular function: peptide hormone binding; glucagon receptor activity. The coding region runs from base 1 to 1302 and encodes 433 amino acids. Gene Ontology annotation, biological process: adenylate cyclase-modulating G protein-coupled receptor signaling pathway; cell surface receptor signaling pathway. The record is from RefSeq and is a predicted model, not a curated record. NCBI's taxonomy places the organism in Eukaryota, Metazoa, Chordata, Testudines, Emydidae.
AUGAGGGGCAUGUUCUGCUCCUUGUACAGCUGGAUGCUUGUUCACCUUGCCUGGAUGUGCCUCCUUUCCUCCAUGCAGCACUGCAGAGCGAAAGUUCUGGAGAAGACCUUUGAGGAAUGGAUGAGAUACCGGGACGAGUGCUUGAAGAAGCUGGCAAAUGAGCCAUACCCCACAGGGCUCUACUGCAACCGGACGUUCGACAUGUACGCUUGCUGGCCAGAUGGGAGCCCGGGCAGCACCAUCAAUGUGUCCUGUCCUUUCUACCUGCCAUGGUUCGAGAAAGUGAAACACGGGCUAGUGAGCCGCAAGUGUGGGCCGGAUGGGCAGUGGGUGAUGGUGAACGGCACGCAGCCAUGGAGGGACUACUCCCAGUGCGAGGAGGAGAUGGAGUCCACCAUGGAGGAGGAAGGGGCCCGCCAGCUGAUGGUGAGUUUCAAGGUGCUCUACACGGUGGGAUACUCGCUGUCGCUCCUGGCGCUGGUCUCCGCCCUGCUCAUCCUCACCAUCUUCAGGAAACUCCGCUGCACCCGCAACUACAUACACGCAAACCUCUUUGCCUCCUUUGGGCUGCGGGCCAUCUCGGUGAUUGUCAAAGAUGCGCUGCUGGAGAAGCGGUGGGGCAUGGAGAUCCUGCAUGUGUCUGACUGGGAAGCGCUGCUGAGCAACGAGGCUGCAGUUGGCUGCCGGGUGGCUCAAGUCGUGAUGCAAUACUGUAUUCUAGCCAAUCACUACUGGUUUCUGGUGGAAGCUGUCUACCUGUACAAGCUUCUGAUUGGAGCCGUGUUUUCCGAGAAGAACUACUACACGCUCUACCUGUACCUAGGCUGGGGAACCCCCGUGGUGUUCGUGGUGCCGUGGCUGGCGGCCAAGUACCUGAAGGAGAACGCAGAGUGCUGGGCUCUGAAUGAGAACAUGGCCUACUGGUGGAUCAUCAGGAUUCCCAUUCUGCUGGCGUCCCUGAUCAACCUGCUGAUCUUCAUGAGGAUUCUGAAGGUGAUCCUGGCCAAGCUGCGUGCCAACCAGAAAGGCUAUGCAGACUACAAGCUCCGGCUGGCCAAGGCCACGCUGACCCUCAUCCCCCUCUUCGGGAUCCACGAGGUGGUCUUCAUCUUUGCCACGGAUGAGCAGACCACAGGCAUCCUGCGUUACAUCAAAGUCUUCUUCACGCUGUUCCUCAACUCUUUCCAGGGUUUCCUGGUUGCCGUGUUGUACUGUUUUGCCAAUAAAGAGGUGAAGUCAGAAAUGAAGAAGAAAUGGCAGCUCUGGAAGCUUGACCAUCCGGCGCUCUGCUGCACACAGUGA